Messenger RNA from Danaus chrysippus (African queen), 459 nucleotides. NCBI's taxonomy places the organism in Eukaryota, Metazoa, Arthropoda, Insecta, Lepidoptera, Nymphalidae. The record is from the annotation of a GenBank genome assembly.
AUGGCAAGUUUGCGUGUAAAUAAUAAUAUCAAAGGUGAUAGAGAAAAGGGAGUUUUAGAAAAGUUAAUCGAUAUUGAUAAAAGAAUUGCUGUAAUAUUGGCUGGAGAUACCCUGUUCGGUGGAGUUGAUACAAUGAACAUAUUCUUUGGACAUCAACUCCUUUCCAUGAUGGAAAGUCACUUUCCAAGACCCAGUGAGUUUCUACCAGAAAGAUGGCUGGUUGACAAAAACGAUCCUCUAUAUUUUGGACAAGCCCAUCCUUUUGCAUAUACUCCAUUCGGCUUCGGUGCUAGAAGCUGUAUUGGUCGUCGUAUAGCAGACCUGGAGCUGGAAACUUUACUUACGAAAAUGAUAGAAAACUUUCAUGUGGAAUGGUUUGCUCCUCAUCCAAAAUUUAAAUUCAGCACUCUUAAUUACAUGGCACCACCUUAUAAUUUCAUUUUUAAUGAUAUAAAAUAA